UUGGACGUCUCACUAGCAGGUGUUGUAGGAACAAGACAAGGAGUUAUUUUAUAUCCGUGUCUAUUUACACUAAACAGAAGUCAUAAUGAAGUCCUGUUUGGCUAUCGCAUUUGUUGUCUCUUUGGCUGUUAUGCAGGUUACAUCACAAGGUUUUAAUGAUAUGGGACGACUGAUAGCUAUGGACAAAAUGGGACUGGAUAUUCCCGAUACCCUUUUUAGUUACCACAUGUUAAGGGGCUUUGGGUUUCCCAGUCAGUUGUCUAGUGCAAGCGUUCCAAUGACGUCGGUCGGACUUCCAAACACUCAGAGAACUUUGAAUAUGCUACGAGGGAGGAAUGUUAAUUUGGGACCAACAACACCUAGCCCCGUUUCUAGUCGCGCUGCUCAAGUUGAUUUGUCUUCUUUUCUUUCGAAUCUCUCUUCAAAUAGGAACACAAAUACAGAUACCAGUUUUCAACACAGAAUUAAUCCGCUGAUUAUGGCACACAUGUUGGAGACUGCAUCUGGAACCAAACCUGCUGACGCAUCAUCAGCCACAGCUGCCGCCCAGAGUGCCAGAAACAGGAUGCUCCUACAAAGACUGAGCCGUGCCAGAUCCGGAUCCGGUGCAGGCGGACUCUUUGGUGGCAUGAACGGCAUUCUGCCAUUCAUGAUGCUCAGCGGUGCCGGUGGCGACUCCAUGAGAAACCUUAUGAUGUUGAAAAUGUUCACUGGUGCUGGUGCAGGUGGCGCUGGUGGUGCUGCCCAAGGAGGCAUGAUGGGAAAUAUGCUCCCUCUUAUGAUUCUGUCAGAGGGCGGUCUUUCCUUCUAAGGAAAUAAUUUCCAUUUUA
Messenger RNA from Saccostrea echinata, 830 nucleotides. RefSeq lists its product as uncharacterized. The transcript is spliced from 4 exons. The coding region runs from base 86 to 811 and encodes 241 amino acids. The record is from RefSeq and is a predicted model, not a curated record. NCBI's taxonomy places the organism in Eukaryota, Metazoa, Mollusca, Bivalvia, Ostreida, Ostreidae.